UCCACUCUUCUCCUGAAAACACAGAAUGAAUAUACAUGUUACUUAGGAUGCAAAUAGAUAGAAUUCGCCCUUGGACAUGUUAUUUAGCUUCUCCGUGUUGUGAGGAAAAGAAGAGAGUUAGCAUUCAAUCAAUAGAAAGCCACAAGUAGAAUAAAAUACAUCAAAAGCUUUCUUCCAGAUUGAAGAAAGAAUUGCCUCCCCGACAAAACCAUGCUUGCUCUGUCUUACGCGUCAAGGAAGGCACCGGCUUUGUAAAUAAAACUCUUAUAUGGUAGAUUUUAUAAAAAUAAUUACAAAUGUAUGAACGAGAUUCAAAGUAAUUCUCUGAAAAAAAAAACUAAAAUUAAGUAGAGAAAGAAAGUAAGAUAGAUGUUUUAAUAUUAAAUAUUGUUUGCUUAUUAAAAAUAGAGAUAGAGAAAAAAUUUAGUUACCUUAAAAUGUCACAUUAUUAUGAUACAUAAGAGAUUAGAGAAAAUACAUGGACAAAAAGAAAGCAAAGAAAAUGAUACCUCUUAAUUAGCCUUAACAAGCUCUUUUAUAUAUACAAAUAUAAUAGUAAUAUGUUAUCUUUUUGAUAAAAUAAUAUACAUUUAAUAAUUAAUAUAAUUUGUUAAUAAAAUAGAUAUAUAUUUGUCAUCUAAAUUUUAAAUCUUCCCCUCCUCAACUUUCUUUUCCAAUUUGGAAUAAUGAAAUUUGGGGGCAUUUUCUGUCAUAGUAAACAAGAUCAGCUUUUCCAUCACUCCAACAUUAACAUAUAUGCUUUGCUUCCGGUAAUGGGCGAGAGAAGAGAAAAAGCUUCUCUUCCUCUAAAUUCUUCUUCAGUCUGUCUCCCUUUUCCGUCCACUUCUGUAUCUUAUUUUUCCGUCGAUGGCAGUCGAUGCGGUCCCGUCCACCACCGCCGCGCCUGUUGGCGGCGUAACCAACUCCUGCCACUUCCAUAAAUAGCUUUUCGUACUGCACCCCUUCAUCUCUUCUCUCGAAGGCAACCAUCCCUUCCAUUUCCCCCCUUUGAUCUCGGAGGUAAAUCUCAUGUUUGGACGUCGUUCUACUCGGUAGAGAUCGAGAACGAUGUGCGCUUUUUUUACCCGAGCAUUGCUAAUGGUCUUUGGCUAUGUUUACCCCGCUUACGACUGCUACAAGACGGUAGAACUCAAUAGGCCAGAGAUUGAGCAAUUGCGAUUCUGGUGUCAAUACUGGAUAUUAGUUGCCAUACUAUCAGUGAUAGAGAGAAUUGGCGACACCUUUAUUUCUUGGUUUCCAAUGUACAGUGAAGCAAAACUAGCAUUUUAUAUAUAUUUGUGGUAUCCUAAAACAAAGGGAACAACAUACAUCUAUCAAAACUUCCUUCAACCCUUUAUUGCAAAGCAUGAAACUGAGAUUGAUCGUACUUUGCUGGAGUUUAAAACAAGGGCCGGGGAUGUAAUGGUACAGUUUUGGCAGAAGGCGGCAAAGUAUGGCCAGACAAGGUUCUCUGAAAUCCUGCAUUACCUGGCUUCACAGUCACAAUCACCACGAAAACAUACUGUUCAGCUUGGACUUUCUCAACAAGGAUCAAUGGCGCUGCCAAACCCUAUCAAAAUCAAUGUGCAAGAGAAGUCCAUGGAAGAUCUGUCUACAUCACGGUCCACUGGUGUUCGUUCUCAAGCCCAGCGACAAACUUGUCAAGCAGCAGCUUUGGGAACCAACACCCAUCAGCCACAUGCUGGAGGCAAAGCAGCAGCGAUGGAGGUUGUCAUAGCUUCUACUCCAGGUAAUGAAGUAAUGGCAAAUGAUGUGGGGAAACAUACUAAUGGCUCGCGUAGAGUUAAGAAAAAAACAGGAUAAUAUUGCUUAGUGUUGUCUUUAUUUCUAUUCUCUACUUGCAUUUAUAUAGUUAACACUGCUGAAGGAAAGCGUUGAUUGUAAAUACUCUUGUAAUAAAUGAACAUGACAUUAAAUUCCUUUCA
Messenger RNA from Zingiber officinale, 1946 nucleotides. RefSeq names its product triosephosphate isomerase, chloroplastic-like. The record is from RefSeq and is a predicted model, not a curated record. The coding region runs from base 1069 to 1824 and encodes 251 amino acids. The transcript is spliced from 6 exons. Gene Ontology annotation, cellular component: cytosol. Gene Ontology annotation, molecular function: triose-phosphate isomerase activity. Gene Ontology annotation, biological process: gluconeogenesis; glycerol catabolic process; glycolytic process. NCBI's taxonomy places the organism in Eukaryota, Viridiplantae, Streptophyta, Magnoliopsida, Zingiberales, Zingiberaceae.